This is a messenger RNA of Aspergillus costaricaensis CBS 115574, 1360 nucleotides long. Its product is annotated as fungal specific transcription factor domain-containing protein. The transcript is spliced from 2 exons. Gene Ontology annotation, biological process: positive regulation of transcription by RNA polymerase II. The record is from RefSeq and is a predicted model, not a curated record. Gene Ontology annotation, molecular function: DNA-binding transcription factor activity; transcription cis-regulatory region binding. Gene Ontology annotation, cellular component: nucleus. NCBI's taxonomy places the organism in Eukaryota, Fungi, Ascomycota, Eurotiomycetes, Eurotiales, Aspergillaceae. The coding region runs from base 49 to 1242 and encodes 397 amino acids.
GACAAUGUUCUGAAGCUCAUUUUCCCCAUUCUAGACCUCCACCCGCAGAUGGCUCCCAGGUCGCAAGAGAUUCUGCAAUCGCUCGAGACCAACAAACCCUUUUUCCACUGCAGCCUCAGCGUUUCCGCCCUCCACAUCAAGACAGUAAAGGCCAGCACGAGCUUCCGCACGGAAGCGAAAAUCAUCGACGAUAUCAUGCGACAUCGCUACGCCUCGGUUUCGGACCUCUGUGACGCAUUGAAUGCCGACGAACAUCAGAAGGUUUUGGACGCAACGCUCGCGACGAUACUCUUCCACUGCGCUGUGGGCGAGCCCGAGGAUUACCUGCCUGAUAUCCCAUGGUUUGAGCACUUCAGACCAGUCGCAGACCUUGUGCACCAACUCGGCUUAAUCGAACCGGCGCCCUUUACGCCCCUCCCCUUCAGCAUGUCGCUCACUACGUGGAUCGAUAUCCUUGGAGCCACCAUGCUCGGCAGAUCACCCCAAUUCUCUCAUGUCUAUCGCGCCAAGCACUCAGGUGGAAUCUCCUCGGGUAUGAGGGAUCUAAUGGGAUGCGACGACAGUGUGAUGUACCUCAUUGCGGAGAUUGGGUGCCUUGAAUCUCUCAAGUUAAACGGCCUUGAUGAAGACGCGCUACAAUUCCACAUCUCGGCACUUACAUCACAGCUUGACAACACCGAUACCGAAGCAACGGCAAACCCAUGCUCCCGGUAUGGCAUCAUCUGUCCGGAGAAGCUGACAGCAAACAUAACCGCUGUAUUCCGCGCCGCCGCCCGAGUCUACCUCAGCACUCUCGCCCCGGGCUUCGAACGCAGCAAUCCCAGCGUAUCCACCCUCGUCCAAGGAGUUGUGGAAGCCCUCUGUUCCGUGCCGAUGGGGCCCCACGGAUACGACCGCUCACUCGUUUGGCCUCUACUAAUGGCAGGGGUCUGCUCCACUCCUGACAGCGAAUUCCGCAAGAUCCUCGCCCGCCGAGCAAGCGAGCUAGAUGAUGGAGGUGAAUACGGCAGCUUCGGCCGAAUGUACCGCGUGCUGAAGGAGACCUGGAAGCUUGCAGACGACCCCACCACUUCUGUUUACGAUGAGGCCAACUACAUGUUGCCCUCGAUGAAUACGAUGCUGGAGAGACUAGAUAACGUGCCACCGCCCACGAUAGGGACUAUCGGUCGGCCCAUUAAGAAGCAGGCUGUCCACUGGCGUAGCGUUAUGUUCCGCCACGGUUGGCACUGGCUUCUUCUGUAAGCGUGUUCAACACAUGCAUGCAAUCGGGCACGAAGAGGAAGACUGUAACAAACAGGAAGUUGGGGAGGAAACAAAAGAAUUGUGAUUACCAAACAUAGAUGCUGCGGCAAGGCUGAGG